UUAAUUCGCCCCAUAGCAACAAGCGACGGCACAAAAUAUUGUACUAGAUAAAAGCCUAAAGCAAUAUGAGUGCCAUGCUGCCCCUCCUCUUGUCCUCGUUACUUCUGGUCAUGGCUGCUGGAGAUGGACGGCGUGCAAAUCUCGCGGGCACCGAUGAGACGGCAGCAAUCACUGCCUACUGGCAAACAGUGCUGCCGAACUCUCCGAUGCCAUCGGCCAUGCUCGAGCUUCUUGCCGCAGCUGCCGGUAAUAACGACAAAAAGAAGUUCGACAAAGCUUUUAUGCACAGCCUCGACAAGAACAACGACGACCAGAAGAACAAAAUUUUUAGGUAUGGUUCAGAAGUGAAGACAGAUGACCAGAAGAACAGAAUUUUUCGAUACGGACCAGAAGUGAACACCGAUGAAAAGAAGACCAAAAUUUUUAGGUAUGGUCCAGAAGUGAACAACGAUGACCAAAAGAACAGAAUUUUUAGGUACGGUGCAGAAGUGAACACGAAUGACCAGAAGAACAGAAUUUUUAGGUACGAUCAAGAAGUGAACACUGAUGACCAGAAGAACAGAAUUUUUAGGUACGGUCCAGAAGUGAACAGUGAUGACCAAAACCAGAAGAACAAAAUUUUUAGGUACGGUCCAGAAGUGAACACCGAUGACCAGAAGAACAAAAUUUUUAGGUACGGUCCAGAAGUGAACACCGAUGACCACAAGAACAGAAUUUUUAGGUACGGUCCAGAAGUGCACAAGCCAGUCAGUAUCAUGAAGAGUGCAUCCAAUGUGCAAGAAGCUAGGAACGACGGAGAGAGCCUGCAUGUACAGAAGAAUAUAAUUUUUAGGUACGGCCCAGAAGUGAACACUGAUGACCAGAAGAACAGAAUGUUUAGGUACGGUCCAGAAGUGAACACCGAUGGCCAGAAGAACAGAAUUUUUAGAUACGGUCCAGAAGUGAACACCGAUGGCCAGAAGAACCAAAUUUUUAGGUACGGUCCAGAAGUGAACACCGAUGCCCAGAAGAACAGAAUUUUUAGGUACGGUCCAGAAGUGAACACCGAUGCCCAGAAGAACAGAAUUUUUAGAUACGGUCCAGAAGUGAACACCGAUGACCAGAAGAACAGAAUUUUUAGGUACGGUCAAGAAGUGAUUACUGAUGAGCAGAAGAACAGAAUUUUUAGGUACGGUCCAGAAGUGAACAAGCCAAUCAGUAGCAUGAAGAGUGCAUACAAUGUGCAUGAAGCUGGGAACGACGGAGAGAGCCUGCAUACCCACGGUGAUAUGACCAUGGCAUUCUUUAUGGAAGAAUCCCUUAUAGCAGGAUCCACGGUCACCCCCUACAUCCCAUCGUCAUCUAUCUCAGGUGCUCUCCUGUUGCAACGUGAUGUGGCUGCCUCCAUCCCCAUGUCCAUGAGAAGCCUCACCGACAUUCUGACAAUGUUCGCGCCGGCGUCCCACGCCAUGGCCAACGCCAUAUGGUCCGCGCUUGACGUUUGUGAGAACUCACACCCUAUAAGAGGUGAGAAGAUGACAUGUGCCACCUCCCUAGAGUCUAUGGUGGAGUUUGCCGCGUCUGUGCUCACCGGCGGCAUCAAGCGAGACCUCCAGGCCUUGUCCUCCCCCGACGUGCCCAUCGAGGGCGUCAUGUCAGCAAGAAAGUACAAGGUGUCAGCGGCUCGAAGGACCACGGAGUUGAGCAAGAGUGUGACUUGCCAUGGCAUGACUUUCCCGUUCGCGGUGUUUAUGUGCCACGCGGUGAACCCAACCAGGGUUUACACGGUGACGCUGGAGAAGGAGGACCUUGGCAGCAGUGGAGGACCGGACAGGAUGGAGGUACUCGCUGUGUGCCACCUCGACACGUCAAACUUCAACCCAAGGAAGAUGCCGGCGCACAUCAAGCCUGGUGACGCCCCGCUUUGCCACUUCAUUGUUCGGGACAGCAUCCUCUGGGCCCCCGCAACGCCUGUUGUUGCUGCUGCUUAAUUAUUUCACACACGCAUGUGUAUGUAAGUGCGCAAGCAUGCAUGGUUUGCGCACUUGAUGGUGCGAAUAAUUGCUACGCUGUUGUGGCAUUGUGAGUCGUUUGAUGCUAUUUUCAAUUUUAUUGUGCAAGUCUGCCAUUAUCCUCUAAAUAAAUUUCCCCUUCCCCAACC
Brachypodium distachyon (stiff brome) is the source of this 2140-nucleotide messenger RNA. RefSeq names its product BURP domain-containing protein 9. The transcript has 5 exons. The record is from RefSeq and is a predicted model, not a curated record. Bases 66 to 1970 code for a protein of 634 amino acids. Lineage: Eukaryota; Viridiplantae; Streptophyta; Magnoliopsida; Poales; Poaceae.